CCCGCCUCGCAGCCGCCGCGCCGGAGCCGCCGCGGCCGGACCCGAUGCCGGGAGCUGGGCGCUGAGGGCGGCCCCGACAUGGGGGUUCUCAGCAUCACGGACCAGCCUCCUCUGGUCCAAGCCAUCUUCAACCGGGAUGUGGAGGAGGUUCGGUCGCUGCUGAAUCAGAAGGAGAACAUCAAUGUACUGGACCAAGAACGCCGAACACCACUCCAUGCUGCUGCCUACAUAGGAGAUGUUGCAAUCCUCGAGCUCCUAAUCCUGUCAGGUGCUAAUGUGAACGCAAAGGACACGGUUUGGCUCACCCCGUUACACCGCGCUGCGGCCUCUCGGCACGAGAAGGCACUUCACCUCCUCCUGAAGCACUCUGCGGACGUCAAUGCCCGCGACAAGCACUGGCAGACGCCGCUGCACGUGGCCGCGGCCAACCGGGCCACCAAGUGCGUGGAGGCCCUGGUGCCCCUGCUCAGCACCGUCAACGUGGCCGACCGCACGGGCCGCACGGCGCUGCACCACGCCGUGCACAGCGGCCACCUCGAGAUGGUGAACCUGCUGCUGAACAAAGGGGCCAGCCCGAGCACUUGUGACAAGAAGGACCGGCAACCCAUCCACUGGGCAGCUUUUCUGGGGCAUUUGGAAGUUCUGAAGCUGCUGGUGGCCCGGGGAGCUGACGUGAUGUGUAAGGACAAGAAGGGCUACACCCUCCUGCACACGGCGGCGGCCAGCGGCCAGAUCGAGGUCGUGCGUCACCUCCUGAGGUUGGGGGUCGAGAUCGAUGAACCAAAUUCCUUCGGUAACACUGCACUUCACAUUGCCUGUUACAUGGGCCAAGACGCCGUGGCCAACGAGCUGGUCAACGUCGGUGCCAACGUCAAUCAGCCCAACGAGAAGGGCUUCACCCCCCUGCACUUCGCUGCCGUCUCCACCAACGGGGCCCUGUGCCUGGAGAUCCUCGUCAACAACGGGGCCGACGUCAACUUUCAGAGCAAGGAAGGGAAGAGCCCAUUGCACAUGGCUGCGAUCCACGGACGGUUCACGCGGUCGCAGAUCCUCAUCCAGAACGGCAGUGAGAUUGACUGUGCUGACAAAUACGGCAAUACCCCCCUCCACGUUGCUGCUAGAUACGGCCACGAGCUGCUAAUUAGUACUUUGAUGACGAAUGGUGCUGACACUGCAAGGCGUGGGAUCCACGACAUGUUCCCUCUGCACUUAGCUGUUCUCUUCGGAUUUUCAGACUGUUGUCGUAAGCUACUUUCCUCAGGUCAGUUGUACAGCAUCGUGUCCUCGCUGAGCAACGAGCACGUGCUGUCCGCAGGCUUCGACAUCAACACGCCUGACAACCUCGGGAGGACUUGUCUCCACGCUGCUGCUUCCGGGGGGAACGUUGAAUGUCUUAAUUUGCUGUUGAGCAGCGGUGCUGACUUGAGGAGGAGAGAUAAAUUCGGGAGGACUCCACUGCACUACGCAGCUGCCAACGGCAGCUACCAGUGUACGGUGACACUGGUGACGGCGGGAGCCAGUAUUAACGAGGCCGACUGCAAAGGCUGCACCGCCUUACACUACGCUGCUGCCUCGGACACGUACAGGAGAGCAGAGACUCAUUCAGGAAACAGCCAUGACACUGAUGAGGAGCCACUGAAGGAGUCCAGGCUGAAGGAGGCAUUCUUUUGUUUGGAGUUCCUGCUGGAUAACGGUGCCGACCCCUCCCUGCGGGACAAGCAGGGAUACACCGCUGUCCACUACGCGGCUGCGUACGGCAACAGGCAGAACCUCGAGCUGCUCCUGGAAAUGUCUUUUAACUGCCUGGAGGAUGUGGAAAGCACCAUUCCAGUCAGCCCUUUGCACUUAGCUGCCUAUAAUGGUCACUGUGAAGCCCUAAAGACACUUGCUGAGACCCUGGUGAACCUGGACGUGCGGGACCACAAGGGCCGGACAGCGCUGUACCUCGCCACGGAGCGGGGCUCCACGGACUGCGUGGAGGUGCUCACCAGCCACGGCGCGUCCGCGCUGGUCAAGGAGAGGAAGAGGAAGUGGACCCCUCUCCACGCUGCAGCUGCCAACGGGAACACGGAUUCCCUGCACCUCCUGAUAGACAGCGGGGAGCGGGCGGACAUCACCGACGUCAUGGACAUGCACGGCCAAACCCCACUGAUGCUGGCGAUCAUGAACGGCCACGUUGACUGUGUCCAUCUGCUGCUGGAGAAGGGAUCCACGGCUGACGCAGCGGACAAGAGGGGAAGGACUGCCCUGCACCGAGGGGCUGUGACAGGCUGUGAGGAUUGCCUGGCUGCUCUGCUGGACCACGAUGCCUUCGUCCUGUGUCGGGAUUUCAAGGGCCGGACCCCGAUCCACUUCGCCUCAGCGUGUGGGCACCUGGAAAUCCUGCGGACCCUGCUGCAGGCAGCCCUCUCCACUGACCCCCUGGACUCCGUGGUGGACUACAGCGGCUACUCACCGAUGCACUGGGCUUCUUACAGUGGGCACGAAGAUUGUCUUGAAUUGUUACUUGAACACAACCCGUUUGCGUACCUAGAAGGAAACCCCUUUACUCCAUUGCACUGUGCAGUAAUUAACAACCAGGAUGGCACUGCUGAAAUGCUGGUGGAAGCAUUAGGUGCCAAGAUUGUUAAUAGCAGAGAUGCCAAAGGAAGGACACCCCUUCACGCUGCUGCCUUUGCAGACAACAUCCAUGGUUUACAGCUGCUGCUGCGGCACCAGGCCGAGGUGGACACGGCGGACAAGCUGGGCAGGACCCCCCUCAUGGUGGCUUCUGAGAACGGGCACACGGCAGCAGUGGAGUUCCUGCUGUACCAAGCAAAAGCAAAUAUAACUGUGCUGGAUGUCAACAAGAACACAGCUCUUCACCUGGCCUGCAGCAAGGGCCAUGAAAAGUGUGCCUUGUUGAUCCUGGGGGAAACCCAAGACCUUGGCCUUAUCAAUGCAAGUAACAGUGCUCUGCAGAUGCCGCUCCACAUCGCGGCGCGGAACGGACUGGCCUCCGUCGUGCAGGCCCUGCUCAGCCGCGGGGCCACCGUGCUGGCUGUGGAUGAAGAAGGUCAUACCCCAGCCUUGGCAUGCGCUCCCAACAAGGACGUUGCCGACUGCCUGGCACUUAUCCUCUCCACCAUGAAGCCUUUCCCACCUAAGGACGCCAUCAGCUCUUUCAGCUUCAACCUCCUCAAGAACUGCGGCAUCGCGGCCAAGACGGCGGCGUGCGGGGCCCUCCCCAACGGCAGCUCCUGCCCCUACACCAAGGACCGGCACAACGCCAUCGGCCUGGACGGCUGUUACUCGGAGUAGCUUAAACUAUGGGUGACCUAAUAUCUUAUUAUAUUUAUUUAGAAAUUCUAUAAAUAUAGGGCACUUUAAA
Messenger RNA from Empidonax traillii (willow flycatcher), 3370 nucleotides. RefSeq names its product ankyrin repeat domain 52 (gene ANKRD52). Gene Ontology annotation, cellular component: cytoplasm. Gene Ontology annotation, molecular function: protein binding. The record is from RefSeq and is a predicted model, not a curated record. The transcript has 28 exons. Bases 79 to 3300 code for a protein of 1073 amino acids. Lineage: Eukaryota; Metazoa; Chordata; Aves; Passeriformes; Tyrannidae.